This is a messenger RNA of Poeciliopsis prolifica (blackstripe livebearer), 2263 nucleotides long. RefSeq names its product proline-rich protein 7. NCBI's taxonomy places the organism in Eukaryota, Metazoa, Chordata, Actinopteri, Cyprinodontiformes, Poeciliidae. The record is from RefSeq and is a predicted model, not a curated record. The transcript has 2 exons. Bases 281 to 1159 code for a protein of 292 amino acids.
AAGAAUUUGAUUGAUUUACUAUUAACACAUUUGAAACUAUAACAUUUAUUGUUUUUAGCUGUUAUAAUAACGUCCAUCACAAACAUUCGUCCUUAUUUUUAAUUUGAUACUUUGACUUAUAUCAGUUAUCAAACAUGUGACGUUUAGGGUACUUUUCAAUCUGUCUCAAGCUUUAUGAACUUGUAUGGCCUGUUCUCCCUUUCACUUUUCUGAAGAAAAGUUUUAAAGAACAUUUUUUAUCUCCUGGGGUGGAGAAGUCACUACUCUUCUUGUCACCGUCAUGGUGAUGUCCCAGGGCACCUACACCUUCCUGGCCUGUUUCGCUGGCUUCUGGUUGGUCUGGGCCCUCAUCGUUAUGCUGUGCUGCUUCUGCAGCUUUUUACAGCGCCGGCUGAAGCGGCACAGAGAGGACAGACUCAGAGAACAAUGUUUGCGGGCUGUGGAGAUGGAGCCACUUUCUUCUCAUACUGCCGGAUACCCAUCGGCGCCGCCACCGGCACAGCCUCUGCAGGUGCAGAGGGAGCCGCCUCCGCAGAUCUGCCCUUCUCAGAUGCUGGCGGCACCCGUCGCUCUGCCGGUUCCUCAUCCGAUGCCACAAGCCAACUGGGUCAGCAUGCCAGACACAGACACAGAAUUUGGGAAGCCACCUUGCUAUGAGGAAGCGGUCCUGAUGGAGGACCCCCCACCUCCCUACAGCGAAGUCUUGGCCGAUCCUCGAGGAGGGAUGUACCUGAAGCCCGGCCCACUACAGGGAGCGCCGCUGCCUUCCAGGGAAAGCCCCAACCUGCCUCCAGUUGUCACAUCCGAGACCAGCAAGCCCCCAGUGGCCACCGUUUUCCCUGAGAGGGGUUACUCCUCGCUGAUUCGUCUGCCUUCAUCCCAGCGCUGGGACUCGUUGGGACAUCUCCUGUCCAACAUGGACCUGAACAACAGCCUGACCCCACCGGGAGCGCGCUCGCUUCAGGCGGCCACUGCUGCUGCCAUGGCAACCAUGCCACGCAGGGAGCCUCGGACUCAUUAUGAGAGUAUGCAAAGUGAAAUACAGGAACUUCAGGGGAGCAUGCAGGGAUUUCAGAGGGUACAUAGACUGAGAAGUUUGGAGCCUAACUGCGGGAUGCCAACUGCCUUCCCUUUGCUGGGUCGCAGCACUGCAGUCUGAGCCUGGAUGGGAGCAUCAUAUCAGCCAGGAAGAGGAACUGCAAAUUAACUCAGGAGUGCACUUACUUAGUUUGCAGAGCUAAUGUACUGUGCUUCCUUUGAUUAUAUAAUUUUGAAAUUUUACAUUUGGAAAAUAAAUUAGCUUUAGGGAAAUAUACCAAUUUUGAAAAAAAAACUUGUUUUCAAUAAAAGGUUUUGCAGAUUUUGGCCAUAUCAAAAUCGGUUUAUUUCGCAAAACUGCAAUGGAAACUUUUUUCCAUUGCAGCCAUGCCAUGACAUCACGAGUCAUAAUCAACAACUGGAUGUUUCCAUUAGUGCUAAACAAGAAGAAGAUAAUAGGAUAAUUGAAAGAUCAGCAACAAGUUUUUAAUAACUUAGUGAGUGAACAAAUUUACUCACAUGUGAUUUCAAUUGUGUUUCUUACUUAAUGGAAACAACACAAUUGCAAAAUUGUCAAUAUUCUGCUAUUGACAGUUUUGCACACAUUUGUAAUUAAACACAGCUACAGUUUAGAGCUACAGCAGUCCUCAUCAAUUUUGAGGCUGUCAGAGUUGAAGAAAUUUGGAGACACAGAGGAGGAGAGAAGAAGAAGCCAUAACGAGGUAAAGAUGGGCAACAAACGAGCUGCAAAUCCAACCUCCCCUGGUCUUUAUUUCCAUCUCCACCUCCUUUCUCAUUCAUCCCUUGAUUGUAUUGUACCGGCCUUCUGUUGCCAUGACUCCGAAGAACUGCGUGUUUCUUUUAUCUGCUCUGAUUUUCUUUGUAUCACUCGGCUCACAGCUUACAUCUGCUCAAGUACAGUGAGAAUUAAGGCGUAGGAGAAGAGCACACGGUGACCUUCUUUGGGACCCAGACAUCAUGUGACACCAAACAGAAGGCCGAGCUUCUUCUAAGAAUGGAGAACAAGCAAUCAGAAUCAAGUGAACUUAGAUUGUUGUUUUGUAACUGCUUUGUCAUUUUCAGUCUGUCUCAAUCGUCAGUAGAGAUUUGUUUUUCAAAUGACACAAUGUCAGCUGGAUCUCUGAUAUGAAAAGGACCAUUUUCAUGUACAGCCAUGAAAGACAAUCUUUGAAACAUUGUCAGAAUGCCUUUUUUUCUUGUGUAA